Dermacentor andersoni is the source of this 577-nucleotide messenger RNA. RefSeq lists its product as uncharacterized. Lineage: Eukaryota; Metazoa; Arthropoda; Arachnida; Ixodida; Ixodidae. The record is from RefSeq and is a predicted model, not a curated record.
CCCAGCUUUGCAGGGACGAGAACCUUCCAGCGAGCAGUACUGCGGCUACAGACGUCGUCCAAGCACAAGACCAUAGUUCCUGACGAGGUUCGUAACCGACAUCAGCAAGCAGGAGUGGACCUUCGACAAUGAGCUGGCUGCUAAUAAGGUCAGAGGAGGCCCAGCCUUUGCAACAGUCGAGCUUAAUCACGCCUCCUUCAAGCGACACAACAAGGGGUGAAGUCAACACGUUCGUGGCUUCCGUGUUCCUCAAGUCACCUCAUCUAGGCGCUGGUCGGGGACCACUUCCCGAGCACCCCGAAGCAGCAGUGCCCGCCGAGGCCCAGAUCCGCGCCGAAUGCUACAGCCGAGGUCCCGUACCAAUUCACCACGGCCGAGGAAUGUCGGGAAAUCUGUGGACAGCGCUCAGGGAGGAGACAAAAGGCAGACGGCAUACAAGGUGCCAGUCGUCGCACUCACACGUAGUGACACAAUCUUGAUUUUAAAGAAACAAAUAAAAAGAAAACACCCCCACAAAUUGUACUGGUAUAGAGGGUCCUUCAAUCACUGUGAUUUCAUUUAACAGUACAAAUAAAGA